Molecule: messenger RNA, 516 nt
Organism: Mandrillus leucophaeus (drill)
Lineage: Eukaryota; Metazoa; Chordata; Mammalia; Primates; Cercopithecidae
Product: probable E3 ubiquitin-protein ligase RNF217
Exons: 2
Source: RefSeq, a predicted model, not a curated record
CCGCCCCUCGCCAAGAGACAAGUCUUUUGCUCCGUGUACUGCGUGGAGAGCGACCUGCCCGAGGCCCCCGCCUCGGAGCAGCUCUCGCCGCCCGCGUCGCCACCUGGGGCUCCGCCAGUGCUGAACCCUCCCAGCACCCGCUCUUCCUUCCCCAGCCCCCGACUGUCCCUCCCAACGGAUUCCCUCUCCCCCGACGGCGGCAGCAUCGAGCUGGAGUUCUACCUGGCGCCCGAGCCGUUCUCCAUGCCCAGCCUGUUGGGAGCUCCACCCUACUCUGGCCUGGGCGGUGUAGGGGAUCCCUAUGCGCCCCUCAUGGUGCUGAUGUGCCGGGUGUGCCUGGAAGACAAGCCCAUCAAGCCCCUGCCUUGCUGCAAGAAGGCCGUGUGCGAGGAGUGCCUCAAAGUCUACCUGAGCGCCCAGAUGGAGUCUUACUCUGUCACCAGGGUGGAGCGCGGUGGCAUGAUCUCGGCUCACUGAAACCUCCACCUCCCAGGCUCAAGCGAUUCUCCUACCUCA